Messenger RNA from Loa loa (African eye worm), 387 nucleotides. RefSeq lists its product as hypothetical. Bases 1 to 387 code for a protein of 128 amino acids. The transcript has 4 exons. NCBI's taxonomy places the organism in Eukaryota, Metazoa, Nematoda, Chromadorea, Rhabditida, Onchocercidae. The record is from RefSeq and is a predicted model, not a curated record.
AUGCGGAAAAGUAAUGCGGUACCUAUCGGAAUAUCAGUGGAGAAGGCAUCAAUCGAUGAUCAUCGGCAAAGCAAAAAUUCGUUAUUUCAAACCAAAGUUUUUAAACUCCUAUUCACAUCUCCCCCGUUCAAAUGUUAUUUGCGCAUAAUGAGCCAGAAAUUACAUUUCGUCUCAAUAAGUCAAAUUACAUUUCUAUUUGUUGAUCCUUGGGUACCGGGCAUUUUUGAGCCGUUCAAAAGAAAAGUGACAGUGAAAGCGAAUUUAUGUCGUAACAUAGACUCGAAAGUAGGCCUGAAAAGACUCGAAAUUAGGCCUACAAAAAAUCGAAAGGUAAUAAACAAACUAUUCCAGUACAGUUACUGGAUGGAUGCAGCUAUACAAAAGUAA